Molecule: messenger RNA, 849 nt
Organism: Micromonas commoda
Lineage: Eukaryota; Viridiplantae; Chlorophyta; Mamiellophyceae; Mamiellales; Mamiellaceae
Exons: 1
Coding region: 1-849 (282 amino acids)
Source: RefSeq, a predicted model, not a curated record
AUGUUCUCCCUCGCCGCAUCCCCCGCGCUCGCGCGCGCCCCCGCCGGCGCGUGCCGCCUCGCCGCGACGCCCCCGCCGGCGCGCGCCGUCUCCGCCGCUCCCCGUCCCAAGGCGGUCCGACCGCUCCCCCGAUCGGUGGUGAUCUCGCGCGCCGACGACACCGUCGAGGGCAUCCCGGUCUCCGGCCCCGGCGCGCAACCCGAUCCCGCGGACCUCAAGCAGGUGGUCGACGCCGCCGAACGCGUCCCGGCGAACAUCACGCAGGACGACUUCACCGCCUUCUACGGCAUCCUCCAGGCGCAAUCCGCGGAGGAGGCGGCGGGCAAGGUGACCGAGCUGGUCGACUCCGGGCGCCUCACCGAGGGCGUUGUGGAGGCUGCGCUGACGACGCUCACCAAGGCUGAGCAGAAGGGAGAACCCGAUGAGGUCAUCCAGACGCUGCGCGCGGUGUUCGAGUACCUCCUCGAGGCCUACGCGUACGUCUCCGCGCCCCCUUCGCUCGACGCCGUCGACGACGUCGUCCGAAGGCUCGGCGACAUGGAGCAGCUCAAGGAGAAGGACGAGAUGAAGAUGUCCGACGAGCAGUUCGAGGACAACGCGGUCAAAGAGGCGGCGGCGUCGGCGGAGAUCACCCUCGAACAGUUCCGUACCGACGUGAACAAGUUUCUGGCGUCCAUGGAGGAGCAAGACGCGGGGUUCGAGGACCAGGUGAAGCAACUCCUGUCGCAACCCGGGCAAGACACCCCGGAACAACGCGAACAGCUGGACCAGAUGCGCGAGAUGAGGAAGGGCGCCAAGGAACAGAUGGCGAGGGUGAGCGGCAUACUGGGGCGGUGCAUCGCCGCGUGA